AUGAACUACAACAACUCGAUGCCGAUGCCCGGCGCAUUCAACCUCUCUCAACACCGUGACCAAGGUUCUAGGCCUCGAAUCUCUGGCGCACAUUCUCACAUCUUCAGACCACCCAAGGCACGAGCCGAUUCCAUUUCCUCAUCAAUAUACUCUCGCUCUCCCUCCGCCAUGUCCCUCUCCCCAGCGUUAGGCCGACCUUCCAUCUCCGGAAACAGAAAACGAUCUCGAACGGAAGCUGAGUUGCCCCGCGCACCAGAGGAGGAUCACGGAUGGGGUUCGAUGAUGGUGAAUAGCGCGGAAGCGACCGGUGCAGAAGUAUGUCCUGGAUCGCCUCCUCCUCUUGCGCAUACAAGAUAUGUCUUGGCCGGCGGAAUGGAUACACCUACAAUGAAGGCGGCUCAGCUGGCACUACCCGGGAAUGGCGAUUAUAUGGAUGCGGGAUAUAGAAGGUCACUCGGCAGGGAGGAAAAGCGAAUGUUGGGAACUCCGCAGUAUUCAGAUCUGGACGAUUCGACAUAUUUGCAAGCGGAUGGUUUAGGAAGGGAUGCUAAUGGGAGGGGGAGAGGUUGGAUCAGUCCUGGUAAUGGUGGAUGGGGUAGAACUGCAGCACAGGUGGUAGGAGGGGUUGUCGAAAAGGUGUGGGAAUUUUGUAAAUACGGUGGGGCUGCGUUUCGAGGUUUUCAUGCUGGUGGUGGAAAGGGGUAUACGGUUCAUCAGGCAGGACCGGUCUUAACAUACGAGCCUGAUGAGAGCAAUUUCUGGCAACAGAAUGAAAAGUCAACAUGGGGUCCGCCAGACUGUGGUACGCCUUUACCAGGACAGUUCCCAGACGAGAGCCCGAAUUUCGGUUACUCGAGGCCCGAGAGAGACGAUCCUCCAGCGAAAAGACGACAGGUUAGCAGAAGUAAUACACAAGACGAGCUUGCAAAGAAUUGGGUAGUAGUAGCGCCACAAAUCGACAGAGCAGCACGAUCCAAUCCCCCACUGAGAAGUCAACCCAGUUACACCUUACCAACCGCCUCAUCCACAACCAGAAGACCCCUCACAUCCAGCGGUAGACCCGCAUCGCGAGCCGGAUUCACAGCAGCCAGACGACCAUUAGUAACACGAGUAUCGCACGCCGGAUCGCCAGCACUGACACCCAACCGUGGAGCCAGCUUCGCGAGCCCACGUUCCAGCCCAGGUAGCAAGAUUCCUCGACCAACCUCGACGUCCAUGACACCAUCAAAAGCACGGAAGGGAUUCGAUAGUCCUGCGGCGAAGGAGGCACAGCGAUGGGCGGCGUUGAGGAAGAAGGAAGAGAGAGAUGCGGAUGAGAGUAUUCGCCGUCUGGACGAGCAGUUGAAAGCUAUGAUUCGGGAAGGCAAGGAGGCGCUGGGGACGAAGAUCGAGGUGGAAAUGGAGGAUGAUGUUGAUUUGAGUGGUUGA
Hymenoscyphus albidus is the source of this 1428-nucleotide messenger RNA. Lineage: Eukaryota; Fungi; Ascomycota; Leotiomycetes; Helotiales; Helotiaceae. The record is from the annotation of a GenBank genome assembly.